Maylandia zebra (zebra mbuna) is the source of this 3821-nucleotide messenger RNA. RefSeq names its product polyhomeotic-like protein 1. The record is from RefSeq and is a predicted model, not a curated record. NCBI's taxonomy places the organism in Eukaryota, Metazoa, Chordata, Actinopteri, Cichliformes, Cichlidae. Gene Ontology annotation, cellular component: PRC1 complex; nucleus. Gene Ontology annotation, molecular function: chromatin binding; histone binding; zinc ion binding. Gene Ontology annotation, biological process: negative regulation of DNA-templated transcription.
GCUCCGUCAUCGUGCAGCGCCGGAAAGGGCCGAGCAGAAAAAAGAAGGAGGCGUUUCCACACAUCAGCUGCAAAUUUAUGCAGAACAGUAAAAUCAGUGCUGCUGCUGCCGCUUCGAGCGUCCUGCACAGAGAAGAAGAAGAAGACGGGCGAAAAGAGCAGCAGCACCGGGCACAACGCAGACAAGAAGCCCGGCGGAUCGUUGCAUCGCUCGGUGUCGCUCUGCAGCGGGCAGCCGGUGCAGGAGGAGCCGGACGAACCCGGAGCGGUGACGCAGCCAUGGAGACAGACGGAGAGCAGAACCAGCAGGGGGCCUCGACCAAUGGAAGCGCUCCGUCUGGGACCAGCUCCCGCCCCUCUCCCAUGAAUUCCAUGUCUCUGUAUGAAAGGCAGGCGGUCCAGGCCCUGCAGGCGUUACAGAGACAGCCCAAUGCCGCUCAGUACUUCCAGCAGCUGAUGCUGCAGCAGCAGAUCAACAACGCAGCACAGCUGCAGAACCUGGCAGCUGUGCAACAGGUAAAGGCCACUCUGGCUGCCAGUCGUCAGUCAAGCCCCUCCAGCAGUAGCUCUUCUCAGACUACCAGCACAACCGCAGUCAAUGUAACAUCUGGAUCAGGGUCUACAACCAGCAGCCGUCCAAUGGGUGCCUCAGCAACAUCCACAAUCAGCCAAUCAGUGCUGCUUAGUGGGACAGCCGGAGGGCAGGGCCAGAUGUACCUGAGAGUGAACCGCUCCCUUAGGACGCCUAUCCCCUCCCAGCUCAUUUUCAUGCCCGGCAGCACUGCAACUACUGCUGUGGCAACUGUUGCCCAGCAGCCACAGGCUCAGCAACAGCAGCAGGAAGUGCCUCCGACUUCCUCAUCCAGCAGCCAAUCUGAUAACGACCAGGUACAGAAUCUAGCCAUGCGAGGUCUGUCGGGUCCUAAAGGUGUGGGUGUUAAGACUGAAGCCCCAGAGAGAAGUGACUCGGCUGCCUACUCGCUGGUCCAGCCCUCUCACCAGUCUACCACUCAGUCCCCCACCAAACCAAGCCAGCCUCAGCCCCAGCCAUCCCACAUCAAAAUCCCUACCUACCCCCAGCCUACUAAUCUCAAAGCUCACCCCGUCUCUUCUUCCGGUGCCUCGUCGUCCUCGUCGUCUUCCAUCCCUCUCUCCCAGCUCUUACUCCACGGUACUCGAACCCUCACCACAGGAACCACAGCUCCCACAGCAGCACAUACUCUAGUCUUGACAUCCAACGCCACAUCUCAGCCCCACGGGUACCCGGUGGGCACGGCAACCAUCAAACCAGCGGUCAACGCUCAGACUCUGGUGGUGCAGCCUCUACAGAAAACCUCACUCGGUGCUGAGAAAUCAGGCCACGGAAACGGACCCAUCCCCAUCCAACCUAAAACUUUACAGGGGCUCCGCCUGCCCCUCCAGCUUCCUUCAAGGAACCCCCCUCCCAUCCUGCCUGCUCCGCCGCCUGCCAGCAGCUCCAGCCAGCCUCCCCACACGCCUCACAUCCCAGUGCAGAUAGUGGGAGCCAGGCAGAGCACACUUGGAAAUGCCCAGGCUCUCGCUCUGGCCCGUGGCAGCUGCAGCCAGGAUGGUGCCGCCGUCCUCAGCAGCUCCUCUAGUCUGCUCACCAUGGUGGCGUCCAUCGCUUCCAGGGAGGGUGGAGUCGUCGGCCGAGGGGUGGGGCUGAAGACGCUUCAGUCACCCCAGGAGGCUCCCCCCUUGGCUCAGGUGUCUCAGGUGCAUCCACAAGCCAAUCAGAGCUCUGGACAGAGUCAGAACAGACAGCUGGCUUCAAGCCCUGCCUCUUGCUGGCCCUCCACCAUUUCAUCUCCUCCCCCCUCGCUGUCUCGCUCCUCCCUCUCUCUCCACCUGGUGACCGAAGAGCAGAGAGCAGCAUCAGCUGGUGUAACCACCAAUGGAGACUCAUCAGGAGGUCAGACGCCACAGAGUAAACAGACGACUGGCUCUCUGAAAAGAAAAUCAGACUCGAAUUCAGCCAAUGACGAACAUGGCCCCUCCCCUCCACGGCUCCAGCCAGUCAGAGAUCAUGCCUCGGCCAUCCCAGCCAAUCCCAUCGAUGCAGGCUCUGCUGCUCCUCCUCCUCCUCCACCUCCUCCUCCUGCAUCCUCUCCUUCUCCUCCUGCAUCCUCUCCUUCUCCAGUGCUGCUGGUGUCCCGUGGGACUUGUGGUCAGGGUGAGAGAGCUCCUCCACCUCAAGCUGUGGUUAAACCGCAGGUUCUUACACACCUCAUAGAGGGCUUUGUGAUCCAGGAGGGGGCGGAGCCUUUCCCUGUCUGCGGUCCAGUCAAGGACUCGGCUGGUGAAGAUUUGACUAACGACAGUCCAGACACUAACCCGUCGGAGACUGUUACCACAGCAACAGUGCUGAAGUGUGAAUACUGUAAAAACUUUGCUCCUGCCAGCCAGUUCCGAGGCACCAAAAGGUUCUGCUCCAUGUCUUGUGCCAAGAGUAUGUAUUGGUUCCCCAGGUACAACGUCAGCUUCAGGCAGCACUUCGGCGUGCGGCAGGGUCACGGCCAGCGUCAAGCUCAAGAUCACUCUUCGGAUCGGGAUCAGAGCCGCGGACACCUCUCCAACUCGGACGACGAGGGAGGAAUCGCCAGGAGGAGGGUUCCCCGCAGGACCAGCUCAGAAAUAGCCAGUGCCAAGAUAGCAGGGAGGCCCAUACCUGCCAAGUGCCGGUCCGAGUCGAGCCAUUCAGAUGAGGAGUCCAGCGUAGAGGAGGAUGAAGAUGACCCCAUGUCUCUCUCGCCGGCCUCCUCAGCGUCCUGCCACCAGCCGCCUCCUCCGCUCCCAGCAGAGAGCUCACCACCGCCCACCUGCCUGCCUGCUAGCCCCUCCCAGUGGAGCGUGGAGGAAGUGUCACAGUUUAUUUCCUCACUGCAAGGGUGCGAGGAUCUCGCCUCCCAGUUCCUGUCGCAGGAAAUUGAUGGACAGGCGCUGCUGCUGCUGAAGGAGGAGCAUCUCAUGUCCACCAUGAACAUCAAGCUUGGCCCUGCCCUCAAGAUCUGCGCUCACAUCAACAGCCUAAGAGACUGACCGGUGUUUUUACCACAAAUCCGCAAAGUUUAAAAGUGAAGCCCCCCCGGGCAUCCACCACCAGCCCGCGGGUCAGAUAUGGAGCUCGAGAGUCCUGCAGGUGAAUGUUUGAAGUACAGUUCAUUUCCCAAACACAGCAAAGACUCUGGGACUGCAGAAGUGGAAUCUCAUCCUGUUUCACAUCAGAUUCUCGCACAAGUUGUAAAAAUCCUUCAAAUGUGCGAUUUUAUUUCGAUGAAGGUACACGUUCCACCAAAUUCUGCUCAAAAUCAAUGUAAAUGAAGGUUUUGAAUGUAUUUUAAUUGCAAACGAGACUCGUUGAACCUGAAGUACUUGCUCGUUAUUUUUUCUGACCGUAGACCGAGGCUGUGAUUUAUUUUCGUUUCGUUAAACUUCCUUUAAAAGACUGAAGAUACACACAGAAGAAAACAGCUGUGCUUUGUUUUGCACAGGAAUUUGGAAGGAAGACCUUUGGAAGCACUUCUAUAGCACUUCCUUUGUAAAGUGAAGUCACAAAUCUUUUUCUUAUGUAGUUCAGCAUUCCUUCAAAGACAUGAAUUUCAUUGCGUACUUCCAGCAUUCUAAUUAUUUGAGAAGAGUAUACAAUGGCACUUUUAUUUUGAAGGCAGCCUAUUCUUUGCGCUACAGGGUACUGUGAGAGUACAGGGUACUGGGUGCAGAAACACCAGAGUCCAAAUGAAACCCUAAUCCCUCAAGGUUCAAAGAGCAUUUCAUACUUCAAGUAAAAAUACGGACGUUGCA